Molecule: messenger RNA, 1386 nt
Organism: Marasmius oreades (fairy-ring Marasmius)
Lineage: Eukaryota; Fungi; Basidiomycota; Agaricomycetes; Agaricales; Marasmiaceae
Exons: 6
Coding region: 1-1386 (461 amino acids)
Biological process (GO): regulation of glucose metabolic process; protein phosphorylation
Cellular component (GO): mitochondrion
Molecular function (GO): pyruvate dehydrogenase (acetyl-transferring) kinase activity
Source: RefSeq, a predicted model, not a curated record
AUGAAGACGUUGAUGUUGGUCCUUGUUGGUCCAAAUGUCCAUGUCACCUUAGUCAACAUCCUCAUGCUGAGACGAACACAAUCAUCUCUCGCACGGUAUUUUCUACGGGCCAGUUCCAUCCAGUCACGCAUCUUCAAGAAGCAUUAUCGUCGGGCACCCUCCCCAAAUACAGCAGAAGUUACCCAAUUGUUGGCAGAACAUGCUUCCUCGCCAACUCGUCCACUCAACCUGUCCGACCUAUUAGCCUUUGGUCGACCAAAUGUGACGCCUGAAUCCGUUCUCGCUUCAGUCUCAUUUGCUCUGGCAGAAAUUCCUCGCAGGUUGGCAACUCGAGUUUGUUCUUUGGAAGCUCUACCUUUCAUAGUUGGGACCAAUCCAUACGUAGCAAAAACACUGGCAGCGUACAAAGAAAGCUUUCUAUGGCUGGCGACCUAUCCGACUCCUAAAACCCUGGAGGAGAACGCAAUGUUCGCCGAGAAACUAGAAGAUCUCGUUGAACGACAUGCGGAUGACAUACCUACGAUGGCCAAGGGAUUUCAGGAGUGCUCUCGAUAUAUGUCUCCCGCACAAAUCAAUGAGUUCUUGAAUGGUGCUAUUCGCAAUCGUAUCUCAGUUCGAUUGAUUGCAGAGCAGCACGUCGCGCUCUCCCGUGCCGUGAACAGCUCCGGCAGCACAAAUCUUGACGUAGUGGAUAGGUAUUGUUCUCCGGCUCGAAUGAUAAACAUGUGUGGUUCAUUUGUCACCGAACUUUGCGAGGCAACGCUUGGUGCCAGUCCCUCAAUUCUACUCGACGGAUUUCCUGAUGCUACAUUCCCAUACGUACCUGUGCAUUUGGAAUACAUCUUUACUGAGAUAUUGAAGAACUCAUUUCGUGCAACGGUCGAACAUUAUUCAAAGAAUGGGGGUCAUAUGAAAGACCUUCCCCCUAUCUUGGUCACUAUGUCUCCUCCGCCCAAACUCCCGGGAAACGGAAACGAUCCUACCUUUUUCUCGAUGCGUAUCCGAGACCAGGGCGGUGGAGUCUCGCCUUCGCAUAUUGAGCAGAUAUUUUCCUAUGCCUUUACGACUGCCGGUCGUAAGGCCGACGGAAAGUCGUUAGAGGAUGACGACGACAGGGGUGGACCCUAUGCAGCCCAAUACGUCGGGGGAAGCGCUGUCAUCGGAGACGGAGGCAUGGGUGAAGGAAACCUGUUUGGUGAAAUAACUGGGAAAGGUCUACAAACUGGCCUUGGUACCAUUGCUGGACUUGGAUACGGCCUACCGAUGAGUCGAUUAUACGCAAAAUAUUUUGGAGGGUCCUUGGAGCUGAUGUCUUUGGAAGGCUUGGGAACGGACGUCUACCUGAAGCUCCGAUGCUUGGAUGAAGCGGUCGACUCUACUAUUUGA